Molecule: messenger RNA, 681 nt
Organism: Cryptococcus wingfieldii CBS 7118
Lineage: Eukaryota; Fungi; Basidiomycota; Tremellomycetes; Tremellales; Cryptococcaceae
Product: protein CGI121
Exons: 3
Coding region: 1-681 (226 amino acids)
Biological process (GO): tRNA threonylcarbamoyladenosine modification; telomere maintenance via recombination
Cellular component (GO): nucleus; cytosol; EKC/KEOPS complex
Source: RefSeq, a predicted model, not a curated record
AUGGAGUCUUACGCUCUCCAGAACUUUCCCCCGGCACACUCCGCCAUCCACGUCGCCCUAUUCCACAAUGUCACAAACGCCCCGCAGAUAAGACAGCGCCUGAUAAAAGCUUCGCAAUAUCCCCCAGGAGAAGAAGGAGAUAAAGCUAGAGCAGAUGUUGAUUUCGGCUUUGUUGAGGGCGACUUGCUGGUGUCCAAGGAACACUUGCUUUCUGCUGUCCUUGCCACGCUACUCUAUGCCUAUCCUUCUACUUCUCCAGCCCCUACCGACCCACCUUCGCUCUCCUCCCCCGACAUAUCCUCUCUCUCUUUGAAUAGCGAACAAGAUCGGGUACCAAAGACCCGUUCGCAUAAUCUUCACUCUGAAAUCCUUCUUUUGCUUUCUCCCAACAACAAUAUAUCAGAUUCCAUCAGACGGCACGGGUUAUCGGAAAAGACUACGAGGCUGGCUGUGGUCAAGUUUGGAAAGAGGGGACAAUCGUCGGAAGAAAUAUGGAAGGCGAUGGAGGACGUUGUGGAAGGGGAGUUGGUGGGGCUGGAACGAGUCGGCGAAGGUGUAGAUUGGGCCAAGGUCGACAAGGUCUACAAGCUGUCCGAGUUGAACGCUCUCAAAACACCCGAUGUGAUAGAGAAGAAGAAGGCAGCGGUGGUGAGCACCGUUGCCGUUAAGAAUGUAAUCUAG